This is a messenger RNA of Paramisgurnus dabryanus, 2941 nucleotides long. Its product is annotated as NLR family CARD domain-containing protein 3-like. The record is from RefSeq and is a predicted model, not a curated record. NCBI's taxonomy places the organism in Eukaryota, Metazoa, Chordata, Actinopteri, Cypriniformes, Cobitidae. Gene Ontology annotation, molecular function: protein binding.
UCUCUGUAUAUCAACCAUGAUAUCAACCCGUCAACUAACGCUGUUGUUGUUAUAAUUUAUACUAAUAUCUAAAUAUCAGUAAGAGGAAAAAUUACGUUUAGAUAUUAAUUAAUCUGGACAUCGGUCUUUGGUAGCGAAACCGGAAGUGCUGGAAACCUUAACGGAAUUCGCAGAGCUGUGUGUUAUAGCAUCAGAAGAGAUCAGAGUCAUCCUUGAAGAGUGAGCGGUCAAUGGAUCCACCAACAGAAAUGAAGAGAUGGCCUGACCAAAAGUCAGUCAUAACCGAACCCGUCUGUAAGAAGAUGAAGUUUGAGCAGUCUGUGAAUCAACCAGAAUAUUUGUAUCCUGAAUUCAGCCGUAAACUUAAUGAAGUCCUGAACACAUUUAAAUCAAAUCUGAAAGAGAACUUUAAAUGUUUGUAUCCAGGAACAUCAAAGCAGAGAAACUUAACACUACUGAACGAGAUCUACACAGAGCUCAACAUCACAGAGAUUAAAAGUGGAGAGGCAGAGGAGACACCAAUCAAAUGUAAUGACAUCUUUAAACCUUUACCUGAACAACACAAACACAUCAGAAGUGUGCUGACAAAGGGAGUUGCUGGCAUUGGAAAAACAGUCUCUGUACAGAAGUUCAUUUUGGACUGGGCUGAAGAGAAAGAGAAUCAGGACGUCCACCUCAUAUUUCCACUUCCUUUCAGAGAGAUCAAUUUGAUGAAGGACAAAACACUCAGUCUAUUAGAGCUUCUUCAUCUUUUCUUCCCAGAGACAAAAGAAAUGGAAAUCUUCAGUGAUAAAUAUAAAGUGUUGUUCAUCUUUGAUGGUUUGGAUGAGUGUCGUCUGUCUCUGGAUUUUCACAGCAGUGUGAGGUUGUGUGAUGUAAGUGAAUCAACCUCAGUGGACGUGAUGCUGACAAACCUCAUCAAGGGGAAUCUGUUUCCCUCUGCUCAUAUCUGGAUCACCUCCAGACCAGCAGCAGCUGAUCUCAUCCCCUCUGAGUGUGUUGAUCGAGUCACAGAGGUACAAGGCUUCAGUGAUCCACAGAAGGAGGAAUACUUCAGGAAGAGAAUCAGUGAUGAGAGUCUGUCUGAUCAAAUCAUCUCACACCUGAAGUCAUCCAGGAGUCUCUACAUCAUGUGUCACAUCCCAGUGUUCUGCUGGAUUUCAGUCACUGUUCUAGAGAGAAUAUUGAGUAAAUCAAACAGAAGAGAGAUCCCCAAGAAUCUGACUGAAAUGUACACACACUUCCUGAUCAUUCAGACAAACUUCAAACAUCAGAAGGACUAUGAGAAGAAAGUAAAGGAUGAAGAUGUGGUCAUCAAACUGUGUAAACUGGCUUUUGAGCAUCUUGUGAAAGGCAAUCUGAUCUUUUAUGAUGAAGACCUGAGAGGUUGUGGCAUUGAUGUAAAGGAAGCAUCAGUGUACUCAGGAUUGUUUACUAAUAUCAUCAGAGAGGAGUUUAAUUUGUAUAUGAGGAAAGUUUACUGCUUUGUUCAUCUUAGCAUUCAGGAACAUCUAGCAGCUCUACAUGUGCACCUUACAUUUAUAAACAAGAACAUAAAUGUGUUGACUGCAUUUCAAACAAAUCAAAGACGUAAGCUUUCAACACUUCAUCUGUAUCGGAGCGCUAUAGACCAGGCUGUAAAGAGUAAAAAUGGACAUCUGGAUCUUUUCCUUCGUUUUCUUCUGGGUUUGUCGCUGGAUUCGAAUCAGAAUCUCAUAGGUCUGAGAAUACAGACAGGAUGCAGCUCUCAGGGCAAAACAAAAAUAAUCAAAUUCAUCAAGCAUAUCAUCAGGAGCAAUCAAUCUCCAGAGAAAUGCAUCAAUCUAAUUCACUGUCUGAAUGAACUGGGUGAUCCUUCACUAUUAAAUGAAAUCCCACAGUAUCUGAAGUCUGCAUUAAGUAAAGCCACACUCUCUUCAUCUCAGUGGUCAGCUUUAGGUUUGGUGAUGCUGACAUCACAAAAGGAGCUGAAAAGGUUUGACAUGAAUCAGUUUGUUGAAGAAAGCAAAGCUGAAUCACUGAAAGUUCUUCAGAAGCUGCUGCCUGUUAUUUUUGAAUUCAGAAUAAUUGAGUUGGAGUGUUGUAAAAUCACAGUUGAAGGUUGUGUUGCUCUGACUUCAGCUCUGACAUCAAACCCAUCACACCUGAGAGAUUUGAAUCUGGCUUAUAAUAAAUUUGGAGAUUCAGGAGUGAAGGUGAUCUCUGAUGUACUGAAGAAUCCUGACUGUAAACUGGAUCUACUGUGGUUGAUGGAUUGUAAUAUCACAGAUGAAGGUUGUGUUGCUUUGUCUUCAGCUCUUAAAUCAAACCCAUCACACCUGAGAAAACUGAAUCUGUCUAAUAAUAAUCUUGGAGAUUCAGGAUUGGAGCAUCUCUCUGCUGUACUGGAGGAUCCUCAAUGUAAACUGGCGCAUCUCUGGAUUCAUGAGUGUAAUAUCACAGAUGAAGGUUGUGUUGCUCUGUCUUCAGCUCUGAGAUCAAACCCAUCACACCUGAGAAGACUGGGUCUGUCUAAUAAUAAUCUUGGAGAUUCGGGAGUGAAGCUGAUCUCUGCUGUACUGGAGGAUCCUCGCUGUAAACUGGAGAAACUGAAGUUGCAUAAUUGUAAUUUCACAGAUGAAGGUUGUUUUGCUCUGACUUCAGCUCUGAGAUCAAACCCAUCACACCUGACAGAAUUUGUUUUGAGUGAUAAUAAUCUGGGAGAUUUAGGAAAGAAGCUGCUGUCUGAUCUGGUGAAUGAUUCAGAUUACAAACUGAAUAGACUAAGGUUCUCUGACAGCAGAAGUAAAAGUAACAAAGCAGAAAAGGAGAAAGAGAGACUUACGUCAACACAAUCAACCGAGACGUGAAGAAGACAUCCUGAUCUCACUGUGUGUGUGUGUGUGUGUGUGUGUGUGUGUGUGUGUGUGUGUGUGUGUGUGUGUGUGUGUGUGUGUGUGUG